CUCUCGGCUGGGUCCGCCGCCCAGCCGCAGUCCGCAGGAGCCUCAGCCGCAGCCGGCCGCGGGGCGGGGUUCCCGGGGCGUCGCAGGGAGCGAAGCUUCGCGCCUGUGCUUUCGCCCGCCCCGGCUUGUCCGUUUCCGCGUCGGUCCGCUGGCGGACCAGCUGGCCCUGGGGCCCCGAGCCCAGGCUCCUCCGCCGCCUCAGGGCUCCGCCCACCAGACCUGCCCGCCGGACCCCGCCGUUGAUGACACCCAGGGGGGUUCGCCAUGGAAGGAGACACCGCGGAGCCGGCGGUGACUAUUAAGAAUAUUGAGAGAGAGCUCAUUUGCCCAGCCUGCAAGGAGCUGUUCACCCACCCGCUGAUUCUCCCUUGUCAACAUAGCAUCUGUCAUAAAUGUGUGAAAGAACUCCUGCUGACUCUUGAUGAUGCCUUUAAUGAUGUGGGGUCAGACAACUCUAAUCAGAGCAGCCCUCGACUUCGACUUUCCUCUCCUAGCAUGGAUAAAAUUGAUAGAAUUAACAGACCAGGCUGGAAACGCAAUUCAUUGACCCCUAGGACAACUAUCUUUCCCUGCCCUGGCUGUGAGCAUGAUGUGGAUCUUGGAGAACGAGGAAUCAAUGGUCUGUUUCGAAAUUUCACUUUGGAAACUAUUGUGGAGAGAUACCGUCAGGCAGCUCGGGCAGCCACAGCCAUCAUGUGUGACGUUUGUAAGCCACCGCCUCAAGAAUCCACCAAAAGUUGCCUGGACUGUAGUGCAAGCUACUGCAAUGAGUGCUUCAAAAUUUAUCAUCCUUGGGGAACUGUGAAAGCCCAACAUGAGUACGUGGGCCCCACCACUAAUUUUAGACCGAAGAUUUUAAUGUGCCCAGAACAUGAAACAGAGAGAAUAAACAUGUACUGUGAAUUAUGUAAGAGGCCAGUUUGUCACCUCUGUAAGUUGGGUGGUAACCAUGCCAACCACCGAGUCACCACUAUGAGCAGUGCCUACAAAACCUUAAAGGAAAAGCUUUCAAAGGAUAUUGAUUACCUUAUUGGUAAAGAGAGCCAGGUGAAGAGUCAAAUUUCUGAAUUAAACUUGUUAAUAAAAGAAACAGAGUGCAAUGGAGAGAGGGCCAAAGAAGAAGCAGUCACACAUUUUGAAAAGCUUUUUGAAAUCCUGGAAGAGAGGAAAUCAUCUGUUCUGAAAGCAAUUGACGUCUCUAAGAAGCUAAGAUUGGAGCGAUUUCAGACCCAAAUGGAAGAGUAUCAGGGCCUUCUGGAGAACAACGGGCUCGUGGGAUACGCGCAGGAAGUGCUGAAGGAGACGGACCAGUCCUGCUUCGUGCAGACAGCAAAGCAGCUGCAUCUCAGAAUACAGAAAGCUACAGAAUCUUUGAAGAGCUUCAGACCAGCAGCUCAGACUUCUUUUGAAGACUAUGUUGUUAAUACGUGUAAACAAACAGAAGUUCUUGGAGAAUUGUCCUUUUUCUCCAGUGGCAUAGAUGUGCCCGAAAUCAAUGAGGAGCAGAGCAAGGUUUACAACAGUGCCUUGAUAAGUUGGCACCAUCCAGACAAGGACAAGGCCGACAGCUACGUUCUAGAGUACCGGAAGAUCGACAGAGAUGAGGACCUGUCGUGGAGUGAGCUCCAAGUGUGUGGCACAAGCAAAGUCGUCUCAGACCUGGAAGACAACAGUCUCUACGCUUUCCGCGUGAGAGCGUACAAAGGCUCCAUCUGUAGUCCCUGCAGCAGAGAGCUGAUUCUUCAUACUCCGCCUGCUCCAGUUUUCAGUUUCCUCUUUGACGAGAAAUGUGGUUAUAAUAACGAACACCUCUUGCUAAACUUGAAGAGAGACCGAGUGGAGAGUAGAGCUGGAUUAAACACUCUGCUGGCUGCAGAACGAAUCCAAGUGGGUUACUACACAAGCUUAGACUACAUCAUCGGAGACGUUGGGAUUACAAAAGGGAAACACUUCUGGGCCUUCCGAGUGGAGCCCUAUUCGUACCUGGUAAAAGUGGGAGUUGCUUCCAGUGAUAAACUACAAGAAUGGCUCCAUUCUCCCCGGGAUGCAGUCAGCCCAAGGUAUGAACAAGACAGUGGGCAUGACAGUGGAAGCGAAGAUACCUGCUUUGAUUCUUCACAGCCUUUUACCUUGGUUGCUAUAGGCAUGAACAAAUUGUUUAUACCCAAGUCACCUACUUCUAAUGAACCUGAAAACAGAGUUCUUCCCAUGCCAACAAGUAUAGGAAUUUUCCUUGACUGCGAUAAAGGCAAAGUGAGUUUCUAUGAUACAGAGCACAUGAAAUGCCUCUAUGAACGCCAGGUAGACUGUUCACACAUGAUGUAUCCAGCAUUUGCAUUAAUGGGCAGUGGAGCAGUUCAGCUUGAAGAAUCUAUCACUGCAAAAUACCUGGAAUGCCAAGAAGAUAUGUAGUCUCAGUAUCCCGUGUGGAAAAUGUGAAUGGUACAAUGCUUCGGUGUUAGCCUUGGUAACUGAUUCCAUGUCAUCAAGCCUUCUGUCACGGUACUUGUUUGUAGUGUGUGAUUCUUCUUAAAACACAGAAAACCUAAUAGCCUUAUCUCUUCCAUGUUGUUGUUCUGCCUUUCAUGGAAGAUUUCAGUGAAGACAUUUUUCCUAAUUAAUACCGAAUGGUUAAAUUAGCAACUGGAUUGUAUUAUCUGUAGGCACAGGGAAUCUAAUUUAUUUAUGUCAGCUGAUACUGCUUAUACAGUGUGUAUGGGGGUUGGAGGAGGUAUAUAGAAGUAUUUAUUAUGCUUUUGUGUUUGACUUCUCAUUUUUGUAUCAUUUAUGUCUUAAAGAUAUUUUUAAAAUGUCUGUGAAUAGAAGUUAGCAUUAAGAAGUGUGUCUCACAUUUUAAGUUUUAGUAGGAAAACAAAGCUAUAAGUAGGUUUUUUUGAAAGGCCAUAAAAAUGCUGUAUGCUUGAGUGGAACAUCAUGUACUUUAAGUGUGCAACAAACUAUUAAGAGUAUAUCAGCCGGACUACUACUGGCUUUGUUUCGUUUGGCUUGUAGGACUGGAGAUUGAGCCUAGGGCCUCUGCGUUACACUCCCAGAUCUUUAUUCUUUUUAAUUUAAAGACAAGGUCUUGCUAAGUUGCCCAGGCAGCACUUGAAUUUGCAGUGCUUCUGCCUCUGCACCCCUCAGCUCUGGGAUUACAGGCAUGUGUCACCAUGCCUGGCUUGUGUUGUUUGUUUGUUUGUUUUAAAGACCACAAACUGUUGAUAAGGAUUUUUUUUUUUUUUUGGUACCAGGGAUCGAACUCAGGACCUCAUGCUUACCAAGCCAAGCACUUGAGCUCCUGAGCUAAAUCGCUGGCCUGAUGAGGACAUUUUUAAAGUGUUUCCCUUAGCUGUUAGACCUAUUCACCGGCAUAUGUAAUAAGCAUGGGUUUUUGUAGAAAACAUGAAAUUCUUGGCUAACUUAUGAAACUUUUCACUUUAGUUUUUAAAAUUAAUCUUCAUUUUUCCUACUCUACGAAAAUGUGUUUACAUCAAAGAAUUAUUUUUCAGAAAUAUUAAUGAAGAUGGAAUAUUGAAGUCGUAUUUAUUCUUUUGUGUUCCUCUGUGUCUUGUGUUUUUCGUUUUUGGCACAAAUGUUCAUGUAUUUCCUGGUUUAUGUUUACAGACCUAAAAAGCUCAUGAUAUAUUUUUAGUAGCAUUAAAUGUAUUUCAAAAUGUGGAGCAACUAAUUGGUUGUAUGGAUUUUUUACAGCUUAUUUUUGGUAAUAAGAAUCUAGUAUAAGCAAACAAAGAAAAAAUUUAUGGUGUAGGAAUAGUAACUAAAAUUCUAAUCAUUGUAUCUUUAAAUAUUGACAUUUCUUUUCAUUGGAACAAUUACCUCUUCAUUUUUGAAAGAUGUUAUUUUAGAUAGGUGAUUUUUAUUUAAACUGUUUAUUUUUUAAGUUAAAAUAUUCAGAAAUUAUGACUGUUAAUAUAGCAUUGAUCAGUUAUGGAAUGCUACUAACACAUUUUAACCCAAGCUCUUGGGGGUGUUUUUAUUCUCACUUUUUGAGAGAAAUCUGUUAUUCAGAUCAGCAACACUACAUUACACCCCACCUGCACCCAAGUAGAGGAUGUCAUGGACAAUGUGUGUUUAGUCAUCAUUAUUGCUUUCCAUCCAUGAAUAGCACUUUAUGACAGGUUAAUCUAAGCAAUUAUGCAGUGUUAUGUUGAUCAUUGUGCAAUAAAGCUGCUAAAAGUCAACAGGUGUGGUUAAGUUUAAUAUUCGAGCUUUGGGUAAGCACAUACCUUGUAGGCAUUUUUAAAUAUAAAGCUUUAACAGGAGUAAAGGAGCUGUUUCAAACAUUGUAGAGUUAUAAAUUAUUUGGUGGAAUUUGUUUUGUUUUUAAUAAAAAUUAAAAGAAAGCCAAGUGUAAUUAUUUAAGCCUCCAGGAAUUUUUAUAUGUUUAUGUGGAAAAUUGAAACAAUAUUUAUUAAAGACAUUUAGCUGACACAUUAAUUUAAAGCUAAAAGCUUUGGGUGCUUUUGAUUAUUUUGGAUGUUUUUUAUUAGUUGAGUUCUUGUACCAAUGAUCAUUAAGAAACUUAGCAUGGAACUCUUUUCACUUGGUUAGUUGAUCUAAUACUUUAUUUUUUUUUCUUUUUUGGGGGGUACCAGGAAUCAAACUUAGGACCGCACACUUGCCAGGCAGGUGCUACACCACUGAGCUGAAUCCCUGGCUCUAUUUUUUUUCUGAUCCUAAGGAUUGAUUAGAUUUUGACCCAAUGAGUAGUCUCCUAGUUCACACGCCUGCUGUUCUGUUAGGAAUUCCAGGAAUUGUGGUUGUCAAUGGAUCACAACAAGUUUUUAUUAGUGCUCAAUGGGUCUUAAUUUUUUUCUUUAAUAAAAUAGAUUCAAGGGUGUUCCUAAAUAAUUAUUCUUACUUCAUAGUUGCUUUUGUUUUUUAAAUAGUAAGAAUUAUCAUCUUUUGGAAUCUGGCAUAAUAUAGAUAUGUUUAAAUCUUUUGCCAGAGUUUAUAAUCUAGACUCUGCGCAAUAGCAAACUUAAUGCUAUAGAAAACAAUUGAGAGCCAAUUUAAUAGGCAAGAAUGCUUUCAAGAAACUAUGCUCUCAUUGAGAAGAUUUGCAUUCAUUUAAAGCAGUUUGCCUGCUUAGCUGUGAUACUAUUCUGACAAUGCAAGGUUUUUUGUUUUUUCCAUCCUAGGAAUUUUGAACUUAGGGCUACUAAGUUAAAUCUGCAGAUCUUUUUAUUUUGAGUUAGGAUCUCACUAAGUUGCUGAGGCUGACCUUGAACUUUGAUCCUCCUGCCUCAGCUUCCCAAACAGCUGAGAUUACAGGUAUGUGUCUGUAUACCUGGUGUCCUUUUUAUUUUUAAAAAAUAGAUUUAUAGAGUAGUUUUAGCUUUGGAACAAAUUUAAGAAGAAGGUAGAGAAAUUUACUGUAUCGUCUCUGGGUGCACACAAUCAUGGGCUUCCACUAUCACACCCCUUCCCAGAGUGUGGUGUAUGUGUGUCAACCGGUGGGUUUACAUUAGCACCUCAUGUGAAGUUCAUAGCUUGCACUAAGGUUCACUCGUGGUGGUUUAUACUCUGUGGUUUUGAACAAAUAUUACUUGUUCACAGUAGAAUUGUACAGAAUAGUUUCAUUGCUCUAAAAAUCCUCUCUGCAUGCUGUCUGUUCUUCUGCCCUACUCUCUCUAAUCCCUUGAAAACACAUGUUUUUACCAUUUAGAGUUUUGCCUUUUGCAGAAAAUCUUUAUUUGGAAUCAUACAGUAUGUAUAGUUCUUGGCUUCUUUCCCGAUAUGCAUGUAAGUUUUGUCCAUGUCUUUUGUAGCUUUGCAGUUUGUUUCUCUUUGGUGCUUAAUAUUUCAUUAUAUAAUGUACCAAUUUAUCCAUUUGCCUGUGGAAGGACAUCUUGCUUCCAAGUUUUCACAGUUACAAAUAAAACUGUUACAAACGUCCAUGUGUAAGUUUUUGGAUGGACAUAAGUUCUCAGCUCUUUUGGGUAAAUACCAGAAAGAUCAGUUGUUGGAUCAUAUGGUAAGAAUAUGUUAGUUUUUUAAGAGACUGCCAAACUAUCUUUCAAAGUGUCUGUAACAUUUUCCAUUCUCUAAUUGGGCUUUUCCCCCCUUCUGUCUAUAGUUAUUAAAGAUUGAAGUACUAAAGAGUGAUUGGCAGUUUCGUAUGUGAGAGCUUAUUGACUGUUGAACUUCAAUGUGACCAUUGAUUGUCAUGUGGUAGGUGGCCUUUGUUGGGUCCUCUCCCUGGUCAGUAUCUGUACGUCCUUCCUCAGGAUGUGCACUUUCUCUAGCGACGAGACUCUUGAUCUUCCCUGUGGAUAGUGCUUCUUCAGAGCUGUGCUGGGGACUGAGCUGAGGUUCCAUUAUUCUGUAAACAAAUUCUGCUUUCCUGAUCUCGCCUGUGUACUUAGUGUCCCUGAGUGAGAGACAGUCCCAGUUUUCUUCAGAAUAAUCUCUACCCCCUAUCUUCCUUGCAAGUUGUUUAUGAUGGUGAUAGUGAAUCAGGAGGAGGGGAGAGGUAAACAUAUUUAUGAUUUUUAACCACUUUUGUCUGUUUUUAGAUUUUAUCUUAAAACUAACCAUCUAUUCUUUAGAGUACACCUUUCCACCCCCACUGUACUUCCCAUCCUCUGCUUAUUUGUUUGGUUGGUUUUUGUCUUUCUGAGUAAAGGUUUCAUUAUGCAGUUCAACCUGGCCUUGGGCUCACUUUGUAGCCCAGGCUGGUCUCAAUCUUGCAGUGAUCCUUCUGCCUCAGCCUGCUUGCUGAGUGCUGGGAUUAUAGGAGUAAUCCCCGUGCUUGGCUCUCUGCUUUGGUUUUUAUGGGACUCUUAACUGUUCUGUUUUUUGGUUCUGGGGAUCAAAUGUUCAGGGGCUGCAUGCAUGCCAAGCAAGUACUCUAUCAUUGAGCUACAUUGAGCUUUCUCCAAACUUCACACUUGUUUGACUCCCGUAAAAUGUAAACUCUAUGAAAGCAGGAUUUUAAUGCAUUUUCUUUAUUGCUCUGGUCCCCAGAUUGGUUUUCAGGCUUAUGACUUACCUUUGCCCUUGAACGUGAGUACCUCUAGUCUAGAAAUUAUACUUCUUACAACUUUAUUGAGUUACCAGUUCUGCCACUACCUUUGAUAAGCAAAUGUUUGAUUGCCUUCUUGAAGCAUGCCUAACAGACCUCAAAGUUGUCGGUUGACGAAGGGAAUUCUAUAAACACCCGUGAAGUUGAAUACAGUGGACCUGCCUCCCCGGCUGCUUGAUAGGCCCAGGCAGGAGGAUCAGACUGAGAAGCCAGUUUGCACAACACCCUGAGGCCCCUGAGUGGUGGGGGAGUCCGCAACAGGUUAUAAAGCUUAGUACACUGUAAUCCAUGAAGAGUUGAUCUUAGUUGACUUAGAUGUUUAUAGGUUUAUAAGGCGAGAACCCCAUAAACACAUAAUUUUGGGUAACAGGAAUUUUCACAGUAUUUAGUGCAUGUUUGACUUUGACUAACAGAACAUUCAAUGGAACACAUUGCACAAACAGGAAUAACAUUAGGAAGCCUAACUGGUUUAGGUUAAUAGCCGAGGCUUGUCUCUUCGUAACUGUUUUCUUAGACAUCUUAUUAACCUGCGUGCUUCACUCAUCUGUAAUAGUUCUAGGACCAAGUUUUUACAUAAAUUAGGUAACAUACAUGAAGUAGGUGACAGUGGGGUCAGGUCAUGCUCACGGUGUGGGAGCUUCACAAGCGCAUCCUGCUUUUAAAUAGCAUUUUGGAAAAUAGCUAUUUAGGGUUUCUUUUACGAAUGAGAAUACAUGUACAUAGAAAGUCAUACUGGGAAAAGUGUAAGUAGUGCGUUUGGCUGUUGCUAUUCAUGUAGAGACCCAGUUUGGCAGGACGCAUCUCUCUGCUGUAAUCACCUUUUUGCUUGCCAGGUGGUCCUGGCGCAUAUCCCAAGCCCUGUAGCACAAAGUUACGAGAUCACCUCAGUGAAGCAGAUGAGAGUGAUACACAGUGCAAUAACUUGUUAUUCUACCUUGUUAUGAAAAUGUCUUACUUUUUCAUAAAAGCAAAUCAAGAAUCACAAAAAAUGAUAGGCUCCAUGCUGUGCUUGCCACUGACUUGGACUGUUUCUUAACUGAUGUUGAAUGUGUGAAUUACUUCAGGGAAAGGCCAGGUACAUUUUGUCUGACUGUAACCCACCUUGUCUAGCUUAGCAUUAAAUGCCUUCCUUCUGUCUUGGGGUGCAGUGAUGGUCCUGCCUCCCGAGACAUGCUUUUGUCCAUGCACUGUAAUAAAUUGCAUUUUGUGGAA
Molecule: messenger RNA, 8260 nt
Organism: Cavia porcellus (domestic guinea pig)
Lineage: Eukaryota; Metazoa; Chordata; Mammalia; Rodentia; Caviidae
Gene: Trim36
Product: tripartite motif containing 36
Exons: 10
Coding region: 265-2412 (715 amino acids)
Biological process (GO): spindle organization; acrosome reaction
Cellular component (GO): acrosomal vesicle
Molecular function (GO): zinc ion binding; ubiquitin-protein transferase activity; protein binding
Source: RefSeq, a predicted model, not a curated record